UUGCGGAAGGCAGUUAAUUCCACAAAUCCGUUGCCGUCGGUCCCCUUUUAAAGCCACCGACUUGUAAGCGUAAAGGCGCGUGUGAAUCCCCCUUAAUAAUAUUAAAAUUAAAGAGAGAAAACCAGAGUGCAGUUUACGCUUGACAAGGAUAUUCAAAAAGCAUUCCCGUUUCCAAAAUGUUCAGAUUUCUUGCAUUGACCACUUUGGUGGCUAUGGCUUCGUGCCAAAAUUAUCACCAGGACCCCAAAACGGCGGCCAUUAUCAGUGAACAGCGUUAUUUGUCCGGCGAUGGCAAGUUUGGAGCUGCCUAUGAGCAGGAAGAUGGCAUUAACUUCAAGGAGGAGACUGAUGCUGAUGGCACACGUCACGGCAGCUACAGCUACGUGGAUCCCUCCGGCCAGAGGCGUACUAUUUCCUACACAGCUGGAAAGAAUGGUUUCCAGGCAUCGGGCGAUCACUUGCCCCAGGCCCCUCCUGCACCUCCACAGCCCGUGCCCACCGCCGGAUACCAACCACAGCAGCAGUACCAGCCACAGUCCUACCAGGCUCCUGCCCCUCAGCAGCCCGCCUUCCGUAGCAACGACUACGGCGAUGAUGGUUCUUACGAUCCCCGCUACAAUGAUCCCUCUUUCGGGCAGAACCAGCAGACCUACCACCAGCCCGCUCCCCAGCCCCAGUACCGCCCUGCCCCGCAGCCCGCGUACAACCCACAGCCGGCACCCCAGCCCCAGCAGCAGUACCAGCCACAGUACCAGCCACAACCGCAGCAGGCGUACUACCCCACCACCACCCCCAACCCACACCGCUUUUCGCCACCCGGAAAAUUGUCACUGAACCGCACGCCCGAUGGCUUCACCUACUCCUUUAACAAGGUCUAAACCACCACUCAGACAUGUUGCAUCUUCUUCAUCCUGUCUCCCUUACCCUCCCUAUCUGCAUAUUUCUGCCUCUCUCUGAUCUACCCUUCCGAACUUCUCUGCUAUCUCACAACUAUAGAUUUCCUUGACUCCAUCAAAACUCUUGUGUGAUAUGUUUAAGAGCAAAUUGUAACUCUGUAUCGUACUUCCUAUAUGCGUACUGUUUGUUUGUAAUUUAUAAUUCUACACAGAGAAAAUCAAAUAACAAAUUGUGAAUUAAAGUCUAGAUUUUGUUUAAAACUGAAA
Messenger RNA from Drosophila bipectinata, 1163 nucleotides. RefSeq names its product Cuticular protein 100A (gene Cpr100A). The record is from RefSeq and is a predicted model, not a curated record. Gene Ontology annotation, molecular function: structural constituent of chitin-based larval cuticle. NCBI's taxonomy places the organism in Eukaryota, Metazoa, Arthropoda, Insecta, Diptera, Drosophilidae. Gene Ontology annotation, cellular component: chitin-based extracellular matrix.